Molecule: messenger RNA, 1449 nt
Organism: Talaromyces proteolyticus
Lineage: Eukaryota; Fungi; Ascomycota; Eurotiomycetes; Eurotiales; Trichocomaceae
Exons: 2
Coding region: 1-1449 (482 amino acids)
Source: RefSeq, a predicted model, not a curated record
AUGUUUGGCGGAAAGCUCUAUGCUCUACCGGCAUUACUCUAUGCCUUGCAAGCUAUUGCAAUCACAGUUGACUACAAAACCCUCAAAACCGACAAGGGCGACGGAAUCCCCGACUUCAGUUUCUGUGGUUAUCACGCGUCCGAUGAGCCUCUUCCAUCACCAGACCGGCAACCCGCAGCAAUUCUAAAUGCCACAAGCGGUGACCAAACACAGAGAAUCCAAAAUGAGUUGAAUAAAAUCUCAGCGGCCGGCGGCGGUGUGCUCUCCCUUGGUGCUGGGAAGUAUCAACUGUCAGCGGGGUUGGUUAUUCCAAACGGAACUGUGCUUCGUGGUGCAGGGCCAGACAAAACCACGCUGUUACCCAAGGACGGAUCGAUGCACGUCAUCACCAUGGGGACUGAUGCUAUAAAGGAUCCCAAAUCCGGAAAUUCGGUUUCUAUCACAGAUGAAUAUGUGCCUGUGGGUUCUACAAAUGUCACAGUUGACAGCACCUUGGGUCUGAAAGAGGGUCAGGAUGUUUGGGUUCAAAGGCAGGUCACGCAAGAGUGGAUCGACGCGAUGGGUAUGGGUGAUCUUGUGAGAGACGGGAAACAUCAGACAUGGCUUUCGACAUCUGCUUUCGUUCAACAACCUCGGAAAAUACAGUCCAUCUCAGGCAAAAUCGUUACUUUGGAUAUUCCGUUGACAGAUACGCUAGACUCAAAAUACAUGAGUCCAGAGCUGGCGCCAUACGAUGUACCUGAAGGACCCUCAGAAAUGGGUGUGGAGGCCCUCAGCAUGACGCUUGCCCCGACAUGUUCAGGCGUGGUUAUCAAUGACGAUAGUUGCAGUGGCGCUGCAGUUUCAUUUCUCUCUUGGACGGUCGAUAGCUACCUGCGUGAUGUGUCCCUGACGGGCUUCAACAAUGUCAUCGGCAUCUCCAAGAAUGCCAGACGACUGACGAUCCAGAACGUGUCUAUAACCCGCGACCAUGCUACAGACAAUGGCGCGGGGUAUGCCGCAGAUAUCGGAAUAUCAGGAACACAGGUUCUUGUCAUUGACAGCAGCACCAAUGGUGCGCAGAACGCAAAGUCGUUCCCUGUCGUCACGCAAUCCCUUACACCUGGUCCCAAUGCAGUGGUGAGAUACCGUGCCGAACAAGUCCAAAAGGGAAUACAGCCACAUGCUCGCUGGGCGCAUGGGUUUCUUGUGGAUAACUCUACCGUUACAACAUCCUUUAUCAACCGAGGUACUGAUGGUAGCGGGCACGGAUGGGCAAUCAAUUCAGGCGUGAUGUGGAAUGUAGAUGGCGAUUAUGAAGUUCAAAGUCCUCCGUUAGGAACUAACUGGGAAAUUGGAUGUAAUGGGGACAAACAAUCGGGUAGUAAUGGGACAUUCGUUGCGCAGGGGCAAACUGUACAACCUGCGAGUUUAUUCGAGCAACAACUUUCCAACAGGGGUUUGGCAUGA